CGGGAUUCACAGGGCCGCUCCGCCCCUCCCGGGCAGAUUCGAGCUGGCCUUGGGAGAGGUCGCCCCGAUUCCACGAUCUGAGGACUCUGUACCAGCGGCUGAGACCAUGUCUAGCAAUGGGGCAGAUGGCCCAGCUGAAGCCCAGGCUGCUGUGGAGGAGCCUGUCAUGCAGCCCAGCGUGGUGGACCGCGUGGCCAGCCUGCCCCUCGUCAGCUCCACCUGUGGAAUGGUGAGCGCCGCCUACGCCUCCACCAAGGAGAGCCACCCCCACGUGAGGACGGUGUGCGAGGCGGCCGAGACGGGCGUCAAGAGCCUCACCGCGGCCGCGGUCAGCGGCGCACAGCCCAUCUUGUCCAAGCUGGAGCCCCAGAUCGCGUCGGCCAGCGAGUACGCGCACCGAGGGCUGGACAGACUGCAAGAAAGCCUGCCCAUCCUCCAGCAGCCCACUGAGAAGGUUCUGGCGGGCACCAAGGAGCUGGUGUCAUCCACGGUGUCUGGGGCCCGAGAAUUGGUAUCCAAUUCAGUGUCUAAUGCAAAGGACACGGUGGCCACCCAUGUCACGGGAGCAAUGGAUAUGACCCGUGGGGCCGUGCAGAGCAGCGUGGACAUGACCAAGUCGGCAGUGACCAGUAGUGUCCAGUCAGUCAUGGGCUCCCGAGUGGGACAGAUGGUGAUUAGUGGCGUAGACACGAUGCUGGUGAAAUCAGAGGCCUGGGCAGACAACCGCUUGCCCCUGACGGACGCAGAGCUAGCCCUGAUCGCCACAUCCCCGGAGGGCCUGGAUAUGGCCUCGCUGCAGCAGCAGAGACAGGAGCAGAACUACUUCGUGCGGCUGGGCUCACUGUCUGAGAGGCUGCGUCACCAUGCCUAUGAGCACUCACUGGGCAAGCUCCGCAACGCCAGGCAGCAUGCACACGAGGCUCUGCAGCAGCUCACACAUGCCCUCAGCCUGAUGGAAUGUGUGAAACAGGGUGUGGACCAGAGGCUUGGGGAAGGGCAGGAGAAGCUGCAGCAGAUGUGGCUCAGCUGGAAUCAGAAGACCCCUCAGGAUGCCGGAAAGGACCCAGCUAAGCCAGAGCAGGUGGAGGCCCGGGCGCUCAGCAUGGUGAGAGACAUCGCCCAGCAGCUGCAGGGCACGAUUGAGGCGCUGGGCACCAGCAUACAGGGCCUGCCCAGCCAUAUCAGGGAGCAGGCACAGCAGGCACGCAGCCAGGUGGAUGACCUUCAGGCCACCUUCUCCAGCAUUCACUCUCUCCAGGAUCUCACAGCCAGCGUACUUGCCCAGACCCGGGAGCGAAUAGCCAGAGCCCGAGAGGCCCUUGACCACACUGUGGAGUACGUGGCCCAGAACACUCCAGUCACGUGGUUGGUGGGUCCCUUCGCUCCUGGAAUCACUGAGAAAGCCCCGGAAGAGAAGAAGUAGGGAGAGGGAUCAGGGCCAGCACCUGGAUUGAGUCUGCUUUCCCCAAUAGUCCUAUUGCAUAGCAGGUCCUCACCCGCUCUGAAUCUGAAGGAGAGCUAUGUUUAACCUUUUUUGUCAGUCUUUUAAAGCAACAGUAUUUUUUUCUAGAAUGUUCCAGGGGGAAAAAUUCUAGAAUGUUCUAGGAAAAAAAAAAUAUAUAUAUAUAUAUAUAUAAAAUAUAUAUAUAUAAAAUAUAUAUAUAUAUAUAUAUUUUUUUUUUCUAUAAAAGAAAAAAAAUCCAAGUAACCAGUAGUGAUGGAACCCUAAGCCAGCACUGUGGUGGUAGAGGCAGGAGGAUCAGGAGUUGAAAGCUGAGCUGCUGCAUAGCAAACUUAGUGACAGGCUAAGCUACAUAAGACCUUGUCUUGAAGUAAGUCAGGGCACAGUGAUACUCUGUUCCGGUUCCUUUCCUACAUCAUGGCACACGAUAGUAAGGCCUUUUCUAACAGACCCUGAUACCUGAUCCAAGAAGCCAGUCGGUGACAGGGUGGACAGGAAGUGGCUGAGGGCUGAGUGUCCUCUGUUUUCAGAUCCUGGGGCUCAAUAUUGUCCUAAUAAAUUUUCCAUGCAUCAGA
Molecule: messenger RNA, 2037 nt
Organism: Psammomys obesus (fat sand rat)
Lineage: Eukaryota; Metazoa; Chordata; Mammalia; Rodentia; Muridae
Gene: Plin3
Product: perilipin 3
Exons: 8
Coding region: 107-1423 (438 amino acids)
Biological process (GO): positive regulation of triglyceride storage; lipid storage
Cellular component (GO): cytosol; lipid droplet
Source: RefSeq, a predicted model, not a curated record